Messenger RNA from Rattus norvegicus (Norway rat), 1112 nucleotides. It is a transcript of the gene C4bpb, whose product is annotated as complement component 4 binding protein, beta. The coding region runs from base 287 to 1063 and encodes 258 amino acids. The record is from RefSeq and is marked provisional. The transcript is spliced from 6 exons. Gene Ontology annotation, cellular component: extracellular region. NCBI's taxonomy places the organism in Eukaryota, Metazoa, Chordata, Mammalia, Rodentia, Muridae.
AAAGCAACUGCAGGUCCACUGAUUCGCAUUUCUAGAAACUGGGAAAUUUCUUAAGAUUUUAAUUCUGGCAGCUCUUUAAUUGUCUCUUUGUGGUUGCAAAUCCACUGGAUACACUGUCUUAUUUCUGCUAUUCUUCUCUAUUACAGGGUAGACUUUCUUUUUCCCAUCUGUUACAGGGGAAAUAUAAUUCCUUAGAAGGAAGUUGUUUUGAUCUGACGUCUUUAGAGGAUGCUUUUGACUGAUAUCAGAGUUUAAGUCCAUCGUGGGUCAAGUAACUGGUCACCAAAUGCUUUGUUUGGUUGUGUGCUGUCUGAUAUGGUUGAUUUCUGCCUUAGAUGGGAGCUGUUCAGAACCCCCUCCGGUGAACAAUAGUGUGUUUGUUGGAAAGGAAACUGAAGAACAGAUUCUGGGAAUUUACCUUUGUAUCAAAGGCUACCACUUGGUGGGAAAGAAGUCUUUGGUCUUUGAUCCCUCGAAGGAAUGGAAUGCGACCCUCCCUGAGUGCCUCCUGGGCCACUGUCCUGACCCUGUACUGGAAAAUGGCAAGAUCAAUUCUUCUGGGCCUGUGAAUAUAAGUGGCAAAAUCAUGUUUGAGUGUAAUGAUGGUUACAUCCUCAAGGGAAGCAAUUGGAGCCAGUGCCUAGAGGACCACACCUGGGCACCUCCCUUGCCCAUCUGCCGAAGUAGAGACUGUGAACCUCCUGAGACUCCUGUCCAUGGCUAUUUUGAAGGAGAAACUUUCACUUCAGGAUCUGUCGUUACUUAUUACUGUGAAGAUGGGUACCACCUAGUGGGCACACAGAAGGUGCAGUGCAGUGAUGGAGAGUGGAGCCCGUCCUAUCCUACCUGUGAGUCCAUCCAGGAACCCCCCAAAUCAGCUGAACAGAGUGCACUUGAGAAAGCUAUUCUUGCCUUUCAGGAGAGUAAGGACCUUUGCAAUGCUACAGAGAACUUUGUGAGACAGCUAAGGGAAGGUGGAAUAACAAUGGAAGAACUUAAAUGUUCUCUGGAGAUGAAGAAAACUAAGCUGAAGUCGGAUAUUUUACUGAACUACCAUAGCUAAGCAGAAUGGUUACAGACAGACACCUAUGAAUAAAUUGCUUCUAAAGGUG